CGAUGACAUUGAACGUGCCAUCACAAUCCCGAUUCUCCAUCUUCCUCCAACCAGGCAAGGGACCAACCUGCGUCUUGCACCCACCGUAGCAUUUCCCCGUUGACAUACACUCCACCAGAUUUUAAGGACCACAAUCAUGACGGACUCCAAAUAUUUCACAACAAACAAAAAAGGGGAGAUCUUUGAACUGAAGGCGGAGCUGAACAAUGAGAAGAAGGAGAAGAGAAAAGAGGCGGUAAAGAAGGUCAUCGCUGCCAUGACUGUUGGCAAGGACGUCAGUUCUUUGUUCCCAGAUGUGGUGAACUGCAUGCAGACCGACAACCUUGAGCUGAAGAAGUUGGUCUACCUCUACCUGAUGAACUACGCCAAGAGCCAGCCGGACAUGGCCAUCAUGGCCGUCAACAGCUUCGUCAAGGACUGUGAGGACCCCAACCCUCUGAUCAGGGCUCUGGCCGUCCGCACCAUGGGCUGCAUCCGGGUGGACAAAAUCACUGAGUACCUGUGUGAGCCGCUGAGGAAGUGCCUGAAGGAUGAGGACCCAUACGUGAGGAAGACGGCGGCCGUCUGCGUGGCUAAACUUCAUGACAUCAAUGCCCAGAUGGUGGAGGACCAGGGCUUCCUGGACUCCCUGAGAGAUCUCAUCGCUGACUCAAAUCCCAUGGUUGUUGCCAAUGCAGUGGCUGCUCUGUCUGAGAUCAGCGAGUCUCACCCCAACAGCAACCUGCUGGACCUUAAUCCCCAGAACAUCAACAAGCUGCUGACGGCCCUCAACGAGUGCACAGAGUGGGGACAGAUCUUCAUCCUGGACUGCUUGUCCAACUACAACCCCAAGGAUGAGCGCGAGGCCCAGAGCAUCUGUGAGCGUGUCACUCCCCGGCUGUCUCACGCCAACUCAGCGGUGGUGCUGUCAGCGGUGAAGGUCCUGAUGAAGUUCCUGGAGCUGCUGCCCAAGGACUCGGACUACUACAACACCUUGCUGAAGAAGUUGUCUCCUCCGCUGGUCACCUUGCUCUCUGGAGAGCCGGAGGUCCAGUAUGUGGCUCUGAGGAACAUCAACCUCAUUGUCCAGAAAAGGCCUGAGAUCCUGAAGCAGGAGAUCAAAGUGUUCUUCGUCAAGUACAACGACCCGAUCUAUGUGAAACUGGAGAAGCUGGACAUCAUGAUCCGCUUGGCCUCCCAGGCCAACAUUGCCCAGGUGCUGGCUGAACUGAAGGAAUACGCCACAGAGGUGGAUGUUGACUUUGUGCGCAAGGCUGUGCGAGCCAUCGGGCGCUGUGCCAUCAAAGUGGAGCAAUCAGCUGAGCGCUGUGUCAGCACCCUGCUGGACCUGAUCCAGACCAAGGUCAACUACGUGGUUCAGGAGGCCAUUGUGGUCAUCAGGGACAUCUUCCGCAAGUACCCCAACAAGUAUGAAAGCAUCAUUGCCACUCUGUGUGAGAAUCUGGACUCUCUGGAUGAGCCUGAUGCUCGUGCCGCCAUGAUCUGGAUUGUCGGCGAGUAUGCCGAGAGGAUCGACAACGCUGACGAGUUGCUGGAGAGCUUCCUCGAGGGCUUCCAUGACGAGAGCACCCAGGUCCAGCUCACUCUGCUGACUGCCAUCGUCAAGCUGUUCCUGAAGAAGCCGUCAGAGACUCAGGAGUUGGUGCAGCAGGUCCUCAGCUUGGCCACUCAGGACUCUGACAACCCUGACCUGCGUGACAGGGGCUACAUUUAUUGGCGCCUGUUAUCCACCGACCCCGUGACUGCCAAGGAGGUGGUGUUGUCAGAGAAGCCCCUGAUCUCAGAGGAGACGGACCUGAUCGAGCCGACCCUACUGGACGAGCUCAUCUGCCACAUUGGCUCCCUGGCCUCUGUCUAUCACAAACCGCCCAGCGCCUUCGUCGAGGGCAGCCACGGAGUCCACAGGAAACACCUUCCUGUGCAGCACAGCAGCAUUGAUACAGGUGAGAGCCCAGUGAGCAGUGGACCCGUUCCUACCAUGGACCAGCCACAUGUGAUCCCCAGUCAGGGUGACCUGCUGGGUGACCUGCUGAACCUGGACCUGGGCCCUCCAGUCAAUGUGCCCCAGGUCUCCUCCAUGCAGAUGGGAGCGGUGGAUCUUCUGGGAGGAGGCCUGGACAGUUUGCUCGGGGGUGACCUGGGCGGAGGUGUUGGGGGAAGUCCAGCAGUUGGACAGAAUUUCAUCCCCUCAUCUGUUCCCAGUACUUUUGCUCCGUCACCCACACCGGCUCCUCAAGCUGUCAGCAGCGGCCUGAACGACUUGUUUGAGCUUUCCACAGGCAUGGCCAACACCACCGGAGGCCACACGGCCGCCAAAACAGUGUGGCUUCCUGCAGUGAAAGCCAAGGGACUGGAGAUCUCUGGAACCUUCUCUCGCCGCCAGGGUCACAUGUACAUGGACAUGACCUUCACCAACAAGGCCCUGCAACACAUGACCGACUUCGCUGUCCAGUUCAACAAGAACAGUUUUGGGAUGAUCCCCACCAGUCCGCUGCCCGUUCACACUCCACUGAUGCCCAGCCAGACUAUUGAGGUGUCUUUGCCUAUCAACACCAUUGGGCCAGUCAUGAAGAUGGACCCGCUCAACAAUCUGCAGGUGGCUGUGAAGAACAGCAUCGACGUCUUCUACUUCAGCGUGCUCAUCCCUCUCAACAUAUUCUUUGUUGAAGAUGGAAAAAUGGAGCGACAGGUGUUCCUGGCUACCUGGAAAGACAUCCCCAAUGAGAACGAGCUGCAGUACCAGAUAAAGGAGUGCCACCUAAACGCAGACACAGUAUCAGGGAAGCUGCAGGGUAACAACAUCUUCACUAUAGCCAAGAGAAACGUAGAAGGCCAGGAUAUGCUCUACCAGUCCCUCAAGCUGACCAACGGCAUCUGGAUCCUGGCUGAGCUCCGCAUUCAGCCGGGCAACCCCAACUACACGCUGUCUCUCAAGUGUCGGGCCCCGGAGGUUUCUCAGUACGUGUACCAGACGUACGACUCUGUGCUGAAGACCUAAUUCUCUCUGCUUCAUCUUGACUACAAACUGCAGUGUUUUUAUCAUUUUCUGCCAUCUGCAGCUAACUGCCAAAACAAGGGAGUCUGAGCAGUAAAUCAUGCUGCGUAAAUUGGAAUAUUUGGUGUAUUUUUCCUCCUGCGGGAUCAACAAGGCAAAUGUCAACACAAAAGUAUUGUGGUAUGUGUUGUGCUGGAGUUAAACGGCACACUGUCGAUGUUCCUUUAUUUUGGCAGUUGAAAGCGUUAUUGAUUCAUCUUAUUCUCCACUUCUAUUGUUACCUCCCAGUGAAAACGUGUCGACCAUUCCAUCCUUAAUUUAGUGUCUUAAUGUUGUGAAGAUGUGUCUGAUGGUGAGUGGAAACAUCAUCUCCCCAGAUUCCUUGAAGCCAUUGUUUUUUAUUUUGCACGGUGUACGGCUCGCACUCCUUUUUGCUUUCGAUUCAUUUUUUUAUAUCGACUUUGCUUCAGUUGCACCGACAGAAUAAUACCAGUGUUGAUUUGUUCCUGUUGCCAUUAAUGUGUGUGAAGAGUGGAAACCAACAAUGUGAUUGUCAGAAGCUACUAACGUCUGUCCUUAUACAUAUACGUUAUACAUCGCAUCACACGUGUUCUGCUGUCAUGGCUUUAACACAGCUCCUUGUAUUUAAUGGGAUUACUUAUAUUCGUGCAGCGUUUAGAUGGAAACCACUUUUUCCUCCCCGAGUAUGAAACAUUGUGCAGUCGUUUUAAAAACUUCAAAAGGCAUUCCAAAAAGCUAGAGAAAGAAAGAGCAGCCGAGAGAUGAGUGAGAGCCGCGUCUACAAUGUUCCAGGCAUUUCUUUACUGCUUCCCAUUUGUGAAUCAUGCUACUCAAAGUCUGUUGGAGGUCGUUCUAACAAACGUCUUCCCGUCAGGAUGAUAGUAACACUCCACCUUUCUCAUCUCGGCCGCACGUUAACGUCUUCGCCAUAUUUAGUUUAGCUUUUAUUUUUAACAUUUUUAGGUAUUUUAAUGGUCAAGUCAUAACAACGGGUGACUCGGACGCAGCAGAUCGUUCUAAAUGUGAAGCAACAUAAUACAGAUGUGUUUUAUAAAGUCAUUACUACAUCCAGUGUAGUGAGGAGGAACACAGUCCAGAAGCUUCUGACUGAAAGCAACUCUCUUUGUUUAAAUGACCACGUUGCAGUUAUUUCCAACAGUCUUCACUCAUUAACUCGGAACCACAGCAGCUUAUUGAUUAUGUGUUAACACACCAGUGCCACUCCAUUUUAAGAAUAUGUUCUAGUUCAUUUCACACGUAAUUCUUCUUGCAAUCGCCCCGUUUACUGCAACCACAUAGUUGCACGCGGCUUAAUGCACCUAUAUUGUCAUUCCUAUUUAUUGUGCAUCUACCUCUGCGUGUUUCCUUUUUAACUGGCUUCAUUGUUGCCGUAGCUUCAACUCUGUCAUGUGCUUUAAAUGUUUUCAUCUUCUCUUUUGAUGCCAGUGUUUUUUUGUAAUCUUCAUGCCAUUGUCGUCGAGCCAGUUGAAACCGUGUGGCAGGUCGGCCCAACCAAUCGAACAGGACCAAGCAUUCACGCAAAUGAAAUGCCAAUUGUAUGUUUUCAUACCCGAGUGUCAAUAUAAUCUGAUGUUGGCUUUGUGUGUGCUAUAGAACAUAGGGUGCCCAGAGUCGCGCUAGUGAAGUGUAGUUCAGUGAUGGUGUAGUUUAUGUAAUAAAUUCUAAUGUUUUGGUAUUACCCUGAAACGGAAAUGAAGCCUUCUCUAUCUACUCAACAGAAAAUACUGUGUUCAGUGUGAUUGUCCUGGUGACACUAUUUUCGCGUUUAUGUGCCUGCAUGAGCCCACUGUCCAUUUUAUCCUUUUUCAUUUAGGCUGUGGCUUUGCUCCAUAUAAAAACUAAUCUCCCAACUUCAUGUCUGUUGUAGAUCUCAUGUGUUUUCUUUAAGCAGCAUCGUCUCCAGCACAUAGAAGUAUAUCCAAAACUUUUGCCAGUAAUACAGAAUGUAUGGUGAGAGCUAUCAUAGCAUCAUUGCUGUAACCCUGUUGUAAAUGGUGUUAUUGUCACACUACCACAUCUUAUUUCAUUAAAAUGUCAAAACACA
This is a messenger RNA of Cottoperca gobio, 5081 nucleotides long. It is a transcript of the gene ap2b1, whose product is annotated as adaptor related protein complex 2 subunit beta 1. The transcript has 22 exons. Bases 137 to 2998 code for a protein of 953 amino acids. Lineage: Eukaryota; Metazoa; Chordata; Actinopteri; Perciformes; Bovichtidae. Gene Ontology annotation, molecular function: clathrin binding. Gene Ontology annotation, biological process: vesicle-mediated transport; intracellular protein transport. The record is from RefSeq and is a predicted model, not a curated record. Gene Ontology annotation, cellular component: membrane coat; clathrin adaptor complex.